UCUCUCACACAGCGCUCAGUUAUCGCAGGACUGCCGUGAGACACGGGUGUGUUGUGUGAACGAAAAUAACCUGUUUGUAAACUGCGUACUUAUUGAAACGAAUAACAUUAAAAGUUAAUAAAAUACACCUGAAGUUGAGUGCUAUACAAUAUUCCGGUUCACGGUUACAGUGUGUGCGUUGCAGUGAGUUAUAUGUCCUUGAUUUGGAGGCUUCGACGCUAGUUCUUCUUUUACAAACAACGUGCGAGCGGCAAGAUUCCACAUUCAACCUAUCUACAGUCUACAGACUCCAAAACACAGAUUGAGAAUCGAAGGUGCCAGUGGCUGUGAUGAUGGCGCCGAGUGUUUUCCAGAGGACGAAGUCACCGCGGUCUUCACCAGGAAACCAUGCACGGAAACUACAGAAUGGAACAGAAGCAAGCCAAGCAGAGAACACGGCAGACUCCAGUCCCGGUAACUCAAUAUCAGAUGCAGAGAAUUUCGAGUGUUAUGGAGAAGCUGAUGGCGACGCACCUAACAACACAACGGAAAAUGGAACAAGAAGUCCAGGCAAUCCUUUAAAUCGGCAUUCUUGGACGAGAACCAGCUUGAGGCGGACACCACCUAGCCAUCAAGAGAAUCUUCCGCAUCGCCGAUGGGGAUCCAUGAGACACUCGGGAAAACGACAAAUCGGAUCCAAUGUCUUAGCAAGCCAAUUGUACCGGUCGUCGUCCUUCAACUCGUCCGGGUGCGGGUCAGGCGGCGAGCCCGCGGACGACAUGUACUCAGAUGUCUCGCUCGAGGAGGACGUACAAGGACUAAACUAUAAGGUUCAACUACUACAGCAGCAAGUCACAUCACUAGCGGACACGCAGAGCACGGCGGACGAGCGGUACGCGCGCGCGAAGGCCGACAACGCAGUGCUACAAGCCCGCGUACACAUGCUCGACGAACAGAUUAGAGAGAUUGAAUGCCGCUGCGAAGAGCGUAUAGCGGAAGAACAGAAAAGAUGUAGAGAGGCGAUAGCUCGUGUAGAGCGGGAUAGAGAUGCGCAGUUGGCGGCGCUCAAUGACCGCCUGUCUGCUGCUGAAGCGGAGGCGUCCGAUCUCAAGCAAGAGGUGGGCAGACUGCGCGGCGUAGCAGAAACACUGCGCGCGAACGCCGAAAUAAGUUCCCGUAGCGCGCGCGAAGCUCAAGAAGCGGCUGGCGAGUUGGCCGCGCAGCUCAGUACCGCGCGGGACGCCGAGCGACGCGAACGUGAUACUUGUGAAGCGACACGUGCGUUGCUAGCGGCCGCACAACAGGAGAUACGAGCGUUGAGUGCUGCCCCACCGCCGCCCCCCGACCCCCGUUUGGAUGAACUGCGGCAAGAGCUUGUGCUGUUGCGCACGCAGAACAAAUCUCUCACAGAAGCGCAAGAAGAGUUACAAGCGCAGAUCCUCACCCGCGGUGUAGAAGAAGGCCGCAGUCUGUUAGAUGGUGUGAGUGGCCCACUCGUCGCUACCAACUCAUUGGCGCAUGAACUGUCGCAGAUGAGUGACCAUGAGCUCGUUGGUAGCGAACAAACUGAUCACAGCAUAGAGUUGGAAAAGUUACAAAAGGCAUUAAAAGAACAGCAAGACGUCAACGUGCAGCUAAGAAAUUACAUCGAUGGAAUUCUUCUAUCCAUAGUCGAGAAUUAUCCACAGCUACUCGAAGUCAAGUAUCAGAAACCAGAUUUAAAAUCAUAACGCCAAUGUGUCCAAAAUAUUCUGUAAACUAGAUAUUCGAGUUGAGCACCUCUAGCCAUCUCUUUCUGAAUUAUCUCUUUUAUGUGUUAUAGAAUGAGAUAGCAUGAUCAUUUUUAUCUCGAAAUUAUUAGCACAGAUUAUAAAAUGUUC
Messenger RNA from Colias croceus (clouded yellow), 1859 nucleotides. RefSeq names its product rab11 family-interacting protein 4 (gene nuf). The record is from RefSeq and is a predicted model, not a curated record. The transcript is spliced from 14 exons. Lineage: Eukaryota; Metazoa; Arthropoda; Insecta; Lepidoptera; Pieridae. Gene Ontology annotation, biological process: endocytic recycling; regulation of cytokinesis. The coding region runs from base 330 to 1709 and encodes 459 amino acids. Gene Ontology annotation, cellular component: cleavage furrow; midbody; endocytic vesicle.